Exophiala mesophila is the source of this 2973-nucleotide messenger RNA. RefSeq lists its product as uncharacterized. Gene Ontology annotation, biological process: phosphorelay signal transduction system; phosphorylation. The transcript has 2 exons. The coding region runs from base 1 to 2973 and encodes 990 amino acids. Lineage: Eukaryota; Fungi; Ascomycota; Eurotiomycetes; Chaetothyriales; Herpotrichiellaceae. The record is from RefSeq and is a predicted model, not a curated record. Gene Ontology annotation, molecular function: phosphorelay sensor kinase activity; protein binding.
AUGGGGUCGAUCGACUUGGUGACUCUGGUCGAUGCGCUGAACAGGCCGUCGAUGAUAUUGUCGUCGACAAAACAAAUCCUGGCAAUCAACCACGGGUUGUAUAGACUUCUUGGACGGCCAUCAUCUGAUGCUCUCGUCGGUACGGAUGUCCAUCAUCUAGGAGUCGACUUUGCCCUCCAACUUGGGUCAAAGCAGACAGGAUGGGAUUUAUUACUCAACAUCGAAACGAAUCCAAUCGAGCACAAUGCGACAAGCCACAAUAACACAAACAACCAUGUCGAAUCUCCCUGGCCGGCCUCCACCAGCGAGUUCUGGGACCAGGAGGACAAAAGAUUACAGCCGACCGUGGACGUGAUCAUAACCCGGCCUCAGUCAGCAGGAAAGCGACCGGGAGAUAAGCAAAAGGUUAGCAACCAUAUUCGAGCUCAGAUGUGCAGUCGAAGGAUACAACUCGACGAUCAAGUUAUUUACCUAGUCGACCUACAACGACCAACAUCACCACCGAUCCUUCCACCACCGCGAUCUGAUGAAUCAAUCGGUCACGAUGACAGUAUGGGACCACCCAAUGGUGACGAACGAAUAGCGUUACCGGAGGACAGUUCUGACCAAGAAACUCAAGUUCAUCGAAUCGUUAGCACAGCCAUCCCUUACUUCACGGCCCUUUUCGAUGCACAAGGAGAGGCAGUCCAUUUGUCUUCAUCAUGGCACAGAGUAACUGGCCGAGGCGCGAAAGAGAGUCUGGGCAAUGGAUGGUUCGAAGCGUUUCAUCCCGACGACCAAGCAAAACUCCAAAAUGAUUGGAAUCAACACGUCAGAGACAACGAUCCAUCAUGGUCGUUAGAAGCACGAUACCGAAAAAAGAACGGAAAGUACCGAUGGUGUUUGGUUCGAGUCGAAUCAGCCAAAAAGGAGCACGGUAAAGAUGACACUAAGUAUUGGUACGGAUCAAUGAUGGAUGUGGAUUCUUUGUUGAGAGCGAGACAAGAAUCCGACAAUCACAGAAACUCGAUUCUGGCACUGGUGUCCAAUACUCAUCUGUGUCUGUGGGCGGUAAAUCAGGACCUUACCCUCGCAUUGCAGGAAGGGUCUUUGCAAUGGAAUCCCGUGACGGCGAAGGAACAGCGUGAUCGUGAACAGAACGAUGUCGAUCAAUCGGAUGUUCUGGUCAGGGCAGUGACGAAUUCUUUGGACGCGGUAUUCGAGAAGAUGCGUGAUGUUCUUGAUGGCAAGUUGAAGACACAUACUCUGGAUCACCGUGAAGAUGGGAGAUGGUAUCGAUCUACCCUGAUCGGCGAUAGAUGUAGCCAAGGGGACAACACCGGCACCAAUCAUGAUAAGACUGGACCGGCUCGGUCUGUUUUGGGUCUCACUAUCGACGUGACGGAUGUGAGGGUCAGAGCUGAAUUGGAGAUGGAGAAUGAGUCCCUGACAUUGAAAGAACGAGCUGCCACAGAAGCAAGUCAGUUGAAAAGCAGGUUUGUCGCUAAUAUCUCGCACGAACUCCGAACACCUAUUGCUGGUAUUGUCGGAAUGAACGACCUCCUAUUAGAAUCCCUGGACACACCCGAACAGAUCCAAUUCUCACAAAACAUUCGCUCAUCGGCGGCUCAGCUUUUGGUGGUGAUCAACGACGUUCUCGACAUCAGUAAGAUCGAGUCUGGUCGUUUGGACAUUGAAACCGUGCCGUUUGCCGUCUGUCUGUGUCUAGAGCGACUUUAUACCAUGAUGCUGGUUCAAGCUACGAGUAAGGAUUUGAUCUUUGAGUACGACAAUGUCGACGUUCCAGAGGGUUUGGUAGUAGUUGGCGACCCUCAUAGGCUUCAGCAAAUUUUGCUGAAUCUGGUCAGCAAUAGUAUCAAAUUCACACAGGCUGGGAGGAUUACUUUGAGAGUAUCGGUGGUCAGGUCGGGAGGGGAACAGGAACAGAACGAGGAAAGGAAAUCGAAUGAUGAACGAACAACAUUAGGAUCAGAAUCCCAGGUCGAGCCUUUGGCAACGUCCGCGGCCACUUCACCUACUGACACCGACUCACUCGUCCUCCGAUUCGAGGUGGAAGAUACUGGGUGUGGAAUGGACGAAGCCACCAUGCAAAGAAUGUUUGAGGCAUUUUCACAGGCCGAUUCAUCAACAGCCAGAAAAUAUGGCGGCACGGGGCUAGGAUUGACCAUCACACGACAACUUGUCGAGAUGAUGGGAGGCACCAUUAAAUUCUCCUCCGAGACCUCGGUGGGAACAUGCGGAACGGUAGAAAUACCCUUUCAGAAGGUCACCAAGGAUCUCUCCGGCAAAGACAGCGGUGUCGUGUCAGAAUCCAUCCAUAUCCACCACAACCACCAUCAUCAUCACCACUACUCGAGAGAACUGACGCCAACGGCACAGGUGAAAAGGGCUGAAGAAAGGGGAUCAAAGGUACACAGUCGAGCAGGAUCGUUGAGCGAUCCAACUCCAGCACUAGGGCUAGGACUGUCCACAUCAUCGAUACAUGCUCCCCUGGCAGCCAUGACCAUGACAACCACCACCACCACCACCACCACCACCGCAUCCACAACAGCCCGAAGAACGAAAGACGAACGCAAAGACUUCGUCGUUCUAAUCGUCGAAGACAAUAUAAUCAAUCUCCAAAUCGCCGUCCUCAUGACCAAGAACCUCGGUCCCAAAAUCCUCAUGGCUAGUAACGGCGCCGAAGCACUCGCUGUACUCGACAGAGCCAGUCAAUCGGGAGAAAAAUGUCCAGAUCUGAUUCUCAUGGACUGCAUGAUGCCCAUCAUGGAUGGAUAUGAAGCCACUGGAGCCAUAAGACAGGAUAAAUCAAGGUUCUCGCCUGAAUUGAGAAUCAUCCCGAUUGUGGCCUUGACUGCUAGUGCUCAUCCAGGUGAUAUGGCUAGAUGUUUGGAAGCGGGGAUGGAUGAAUAUUUGGUUAAACCGGUGGCGAAGACGGAGUUGGAAGAGGUUUUGGACAGGUGGAUUCCGUGA